Lates calcarifer (barramundi perch) is the source of this 1230-nucleotide messenger RNA. It is a transcript of the gene trappc6b, whose product is annotated as trafficking protein particle complex subunit 6B. The record is from RefSeq and is a predicted model, not a curated record. Lineage: Eukaryota; Metazoa; Chordata; Actinopteri; Centropomidae. Bases 196 to 672 code for a protein of 158 amino acids. The transcript is spliced from 6 exons. Gene Ontology annotation, biological process: endoplasmic reticulum to Golgi vesicle-mediated transport; regulation of GTPase activity. Gene Ontology annotation, cellular component: TRAPP complex; cis-Golgi network; trans-Golgi network.
ACGCCUCCCUUCACCGGUAAACAAGAACAAUGAGGAAGUGGUAGAAAACGUUUGUUUUGUGCUUGUGUCUUAAAAAGACCUUGUCGAAUGGUCUGCUUCUAUGUGUUGACUGUUUGUAUGUAAUGAUGUCGGUCCCAGUGUAAGUGACGCGGUGGACCAGCUUCUGUGAGAACCACUGUCUUUAGAGGAAGAAGGAUGGCAGACGAAGCUCCUUUCCAGUUUUUACAUAACGAAGUGAUACAUUACAUCUAUAAGUCAGCUGAAAACGGAGAGACGGAGAAUGGAAAAAAUAUCACCAAACUGGAGAAUAUGGGAUUUAGAGUCGGCCAAGGACUAAUAGAGAGACUGACAAAAGACACAGCCCGGUUCAAAGAUGAGCUGGACAUCAUGAAGUUCAUCUGUAAAGACUUUUGGACCUGUGUGUUCAAGAAGCAAAUUGACAACCUUCGAACCAAUCACCAGGGGAUCUAUGUUCUCCAGGACAACAAGUUCAGAUUACUGAGUCAGCUGUCAGCUGGGAAACAGUACCUGGAACACGCCCCUAAGUAUCUGGCCUUUACCUGUGGUCUGGUGAGAGGAGCUCUGUCCAAUCUGGGAGUCAAGAGUAUUGUGACUGCUGAGGUGUCCGUCAUGCCAGCAUGUAAAUUCCAGGUCAUGAUCCAAAAAAUGUAGCGAUGAGCAGAGGCUCACUCUGCACUCUCUUUUGCCAUCACAUAUCCUUGAGUUUUUAUCAUUUAAGGGAAAUGCCACCCAUCUUCAUCAGAAAUAUUACUUCUCUCUACACAUUACAGUGAUGAUUCGCAAAAGUUUGUCUGUUUCAGUGUCCAGAGCCCCAUUUUCUGAUAACAGAGGAACAGUGUUUCCUGCUGUUAAACUCCCAUCAUUAUCAGAAGUGGAUAAACACUUAAUGCCAUGAUUGCCAUUAUUUUUGAGAAUGACUCUUUAGUAAUGUUAUUUCCUUUGUUCACAGUUUAUACACCAAUCAACCAGUCACUGGUUUUAAUGUUGUGGCUGAAUGGUUUAAAUAUUCAGUAUACACACAUACACACAUUUGCCUGUGAUCAUAGUGCUCCCCAGAGGGUAAAGACACUAUAGCACUAAUAAUAAUCAGAAAUCCUAUUGAAGCAUGUUUGUACAGUAUUGCAGAUGAAUUUUCUUUUUAUUGAAGUGUGUUUGAACUUUGACUACAGGUUGAAUCAGUUGCAAUAAAUUCCAGCGUGAAAUCUCUCA